Molecule: messenger RNA, 3384 nt
Organism: Nicotiana tabacum (common tobacco)
Lineage: Eukaryota; Viridiplantae; Streptophyta; Magnoliopsida; Solanales; Solanaceae
Product: protein fluG-like
Molecular function (GO): glutamine synthetase activity; hydrolase activity
Source: RefSeq, a predicted model, not a curated record
CAUGCACGUGGAGAAUCAGUCAAAACAAUCGUGAAUAUAAGUGAAAAUCCAUAAAAAUUUACCUACAUGCACUAGUAGAGAACUAAUUGACAUUUUGAAGGUGAGAAUCAUGAAGAUGAAAAAAGAUAAGCUUAUAGAGCUGAAAAGAGCAGUGGAUAGUGUGGAAAUAGUGGAUGCUCAUUCACAUAACAUUGUGGCCCUCGAUUCCAAUUAUCCUUUUCUCAAAUGCUUUUCUGAUGCCACUGGGGAUGCUUUAUAUAAUGCACCCUAUACCCUCAAUUUCAAGAGAGGCCUGAGGGAACUGACAGAACUAUAUGGCCCAAGCUUAAGCUUAAGCUUAGGUUUGCAUACUGUUCUAGAAACUCGCCGGAGCUUAGGAUUGGAGCAAAGCGCUAUUACUUGCUUCAGGGCUGCAAGAGUAUCUACCAUACUUAUUGAUGAUGGAAUUGAAUUGGAUAAAAUGGUUGACAUUGAAUGGCACAAAAAAGUUGUGCCAAUGGUUGGUAGAAUACUACGAGUUGAACAUCUAGCUGAAACAAUUCUUCAGAAGGCUGCAGAUGGAACAACAUGGACACUGGAUUCAUUCAUGGAGAUUUUCACUAAGGAGCUGAAGUCAGUAGCUGAUAAUGUUGUUGCAUUUAAAAGCAUGGUUGCAUGUUGUAGCGGCCUUGCAAUUAAUACAGAAGUCACUCAAAAAGAGGCUGAGGAGGGCCUGAGUGGUGUUUUAUGCGCUGGGAAUCCCAUCAGAAUCUCAAACAAGAGCUUCAUUGAUUAUAUAUUUAUGCAUGCUUUGGAGGUCGCUCAAAGUUAUGACUUGCCAAUGCAGAUACACAUGGGUUUCGGGGACAAGGAUUUUGAUAUGAUGCUUGCGAAUCCCCUUUAUCUUCACAAUCUUCUUGAGGAUAAGAGAUUCACUAAUAGCCGAUUAGUGCUUUUGCACGCGUCCUACCCAUUCUCAAAGGAAGCUUCACAUCUGGCUUCUGCAUAUCCUCAAGUCUAUCUUGAUUUUGGGUUUGCAAUUCCUAAACUUAGUUUCCAUGGGAUGAUAUCCUCAGUGAACGAACUCCUGAAACUUGCUCCGAUGAAUAAGGUUAUGUUCAGCACUGAUGCCAUCGCGUUUGCUGAAGCCUUUUAUUUAGGUGCAAAGAGAGCACGUGAAGUAGUAUUCUCUGUUCUACAUGAUGCGAUGGUUGAGGGUGAUCUUUCAAUUACAAAAGCUGUGGCAGCCGUUAAAGAUAUAUUUGCAGAAAAUGCAAAGAAGUUUUACAAAUUGCACAAACUUGAUGUUUCUUCAAAAGAUUCUGAUAUAGAACCUCAUAUACCGUCUCCCUUCAUUAAGGAAGAGUUACAUGGUUCAUUAAAGGAUUCUUCAACAGAUUCUGAUGUAGAACCUUGUAUAUCGUCUUACUUCCAGAAUGAAGAGUUAUAUGGCUCAUCAAAGGAUGUUACCCUUGUUCGCAUUAUUUGGAUAGAUGCUUCUGGCCAACAUAGAUGCCGUGGUGUUCCACGGCAGCGCUUCUAUAGUUUUGUGAAAAAGCAUGGUAUAGGCUUACCUCGUGCAUGUAUGGGGAUAAGUUCAAUAUCUGAUUAUCCCGUAGAGGACACUACUCUCACCUGUUCGGGUCUGUUCACAAUUGUUCCUGAUUUAUCAACCAAAUGCAGAAUUCCAUGGGCAAAACAGCUGGUUUUGGCUAACAUGUGUACUAAAUCUGGUGAACCAUGGGAAUAUUGUCCAAGAGAAGCUUUACGCAGAAUCUCUAAAAUUUUAAAAGAUGAAUUCGGUUUGGUCAUGACUGCAGGCUUUGAAGUUGAAUUUUACCUUCUAGAGAGUGUAAUAAAGAAUGACAAAGAAGAAUUUGAAUCAUCGGAUCAGUGCAGGAAGUGCCAUACAGCAGCAUUUGAUGCUGCAUCCCCUAUGCUUGAGGAGAUGCUCGGUUAUCUUCAAUCCUUGAAUAUUACUGUAGACUAUCUACAUAAAGAAGCUGGAAAAGGUCAAUUUGAAAUUGGACUACCAUAUACAGAUUGUUUUAGAGCUGCUGAUACAUUAAUUUAUACACGUGAAGUCAUCAGAAAAGUUGGAAGGAAAUAUGGAUUUCAUCCAACGUUUUUGCCAAAGUAUUCGUUAGACGAAUGGGGCUGUGGAUCAAAUGUGCAUAUAAGUUUGUCCAAGAACGGAAUUAACGUUUUUAAGGCAUCUGAGGGAUCAAGUCAAUAUGGGAUUUCCAAGAUUGGGCAAGCAUUCAUGAGUGGGGUGUUAGAUCAUCUUCCUGCCAUAUUAGCAUUUACUGCACCACAUCCUACAAGUUAUGAGCGCCUGUAUUCUAAGGAUUGGAAUGGACGAGUUGUCAGUUGGCAGAAAGAAAACAAUUAUGCAAAAAUUAGUACUUGUAGACUUCCAGGAGCUGAUGUUGUAGGCCAUUUUGUAUGUCCUGCAUUUGAUGCAUGUGCGAACCCAUACUUGGGACUUGCUUCUAUACUUACUGCUGGGAUCGAUGGCUUGCGGAAAGAUUUGAGCCUUGCUGCACCAGUAGAUAGAGAGAGUCGUGUCAAUCAAGAGGAUUAUCGAAGGCUACCAGAUUGUCUUACUGAUUCUUUAAGCGCUUUAGAGGAAGAUACAUUGUUUAAGGAUAUGAUGGGUGAAAACCUCAUGGCUUGCAUAAAAGCUAUUCGCAAGGCUGAGAUCAAUCACUACUCUGAAGAUGAGGAACCAUACAAGGACCUUAUAUACAAAUUUUAGGUUGAUCUGUGAGAUUAGCAUAGUUUAUAUUGUUAAUUAAUUAUCAUAAAUAUGAGCUUAUUUUGCUAUUCCCUUCUUCUUUUUCUUAAUUUAUGCACUUUGAUUAAUGAAACAUCUUAGUGAAUUUUUUUUGGUUUCCCACCCGGUGUCCGGUACCCGCAUUAGAGCCCGACUAUAUCCGGAUUCAGGCCCCAUUCGAGGGAGCGCUCCUUACUAAAGAUUUUUCCAUACCCAAGACUCGAACUCGAGAUAUCUGGUUAAGGGAAGAGCAGUCUCAUCCACCGCACCACAUCCUUUCACGGUAAACAUGUUAGUGAAUUUAGUUGCUCUCAUCUGUAUUCUUUUGCUUAAUUUAUGCACGAUUCCUCUUUUUGACCAUUCGACACUACAAAUUUGCUUUCACUAUUCAUCCAUCACCUGCGCAGUAAGGAGGGUCUGGAUCUUAUCUUGGACCUUCUUCUUCAACUGAGAUACAUGAAAUACGGGAUGGAUCUUCGACCCAACUGAUAAUUUUAGCUCAUAGGCUCUACUGAAACAAAUCCUCCUAUGGACCGAAGAACCUCGCCGACAACUUCAGAUUCCUUUGCACUUCUACAGAGCUUUGUUAGUAAUGUUGUAAUUAACAAAUACCUGAUCCCCUACUUCAA